Mycena indigotica is the source of this 453-nucleotide messenger RNA. RefSeq lists its product as uncharacterized. The coding region runs from base 1 to 453 and encodes 150 amino acids. The record is from RefSeq and is a predicted model, not a curated record. The transcript is spliced from 2 exons. NCBI's taxonomy places the organism in Eukaryota, Fungi, Basidiomycota, Agaricomycetes, Agaricales, Mycenaceae.
AUGUUACGGCGCUUCGCAACGACACUUCCAUUGUUGACUCUAUUGGCGGCGACAGGCCUCCGGCUUGGGUCUUGGGCCCUCGGGUAUCAGUGUGCUGCAGAGAGAAAACGUAUAAAAGCCCAUACCAAAGGUCGACCCAACCAACAGCCAAUCCUACCACUUCCACUCCCACCAAACCACCCCAAGCUAACUAAACCACCAUGCGUUUCGCCGCCGUCUUCGCCAUCCUCGCCGCGCUCGCCGUCAGCGCCGCCGCGCAGAACUGCUACCCCUCUUACUGCCACUGCGGCGAGUCCGGCUGCUCGUCCGGCAGCCCCGCGUGCUGCGCCAACGGCAGCUGCCCCAACAGGGACUGCUAGACGUCGACCGUCGAACGGAGAAGCUCAACUUGAAGACGAUGUGGUUGAAGGGAGUGCGGCCUUCGGAUUUACAUGUUGCCCCCCGAAAAUCUAG